AGUGAGAGACGGGGACCUGGGCGAGUAGGAGCGACAAGUAUCACGGGCCACGCUGGCCACCACUCUGAGUUGACUUUGGAAUGGAUUGUUGUUGUUGUUGUUGACUUGUUGACCCUGAAAAAAGGGGCCAAAUGUGGGUCCAACGACGCUGGUCAAACCAGCUUAGUCACCAUCACUUCCCUGGCGCAUGCCCAGAUAAGAUAAGAGAUUGGGCUCGCGAACGGACCUGGCCCUCUUCAACUCACAGCUGUCCUUUUCUGGCAUCCCGAGUGCACUUCGUUGUCUCGAUACACAGUGACAGCGACGAAUUGUUUCGACCAGAGUGGUACCCAUUGCCGACGGUACUUUCGAGCAUAUUUCUACGUGCGGGUUCGAAACAGUCAUCCAUAAUCCACCGUCAUCGAUAUCCUGCGGCACCUGAUUCCAUCCCCAAGUCUCGGCCCCUGCACUGCCCCAGCUCUUCAACACGCACCCUCACCAAGCCGGCAAAUAGCCCGCUGCCGCAGCCCACAAUGUCAGACCUCGACACCUUCGACUUCAUCCCGCUCCAAAUCGACCCCAAGUCCAAAGCCAUCAGCGCCCCCAACGCCAGCAAGGCCCUCGAGGCCGAGCUCGCGGCGCUCAACGCGCUGCACCGCUCGCUGCACGCCCUCGAGGCGCCGCACGUCGUGCCGCCGCCGCCGGUGCCCGUCAACCCGAAGCGCAGCGCGCACCUGAACAAGCUGCGCGAGACCGGCAACGCCGAGUACCGCAAGCAGCGCUACGCCGACGCGAUCAAGUUCUACACGCUGGGGCUGCAGAUGGCGCUGACGCGCCCGGCCUGGGAGCCGAGCCAGCUCGUGCGCGAGGAGGCGCACGCGCUGUACAGCAACCGCGCGCAGGCGCACAUGCAGCUGGGCGCGUGGCCCGAGGCCGCCGCCGACGCCGAGGCCAGCGUCGAGGCCAAGCGCCAGGGCAACGCCAAGGCUUGGUUCCGCCGGGGCCGCUGCCUCGUCGAGAUGGGCCGGCUCGCCGAGGCGAGGGAGUGGGUCGCGCGCGGGCUCGAGUUCGAGGGCGAGGAGAAGGAGCUGAUUGAGUUGUUGAGGGAGAUUGAUGGCCGGCUGGCGGAGGAGAAGGAGAAGAGGGAUGCGUGAUGGGGCGAGAGGGGGCAGGAGAGAGAGGACGUGGGGUUGGAAUGGGCUCGUAUCACGGCAUUGAGCACGUAUUCGGCUGAUGGGAAGUAGAGCAGCAGUGUGUACCUUUUCGCUCCAGGCAC
This is a messenger RNA of Thermothielavioides terrestris NRRL 8126, 1255 nucleotides long. RefSeq lists its product as uncharacterized. The record is from RefSeq and is a predicted model, not a curated record. Lineage: Eukaryota; Fungi; Ascomycota; Sordariomycetes; Sordariales; Chaetomiaceae. The coding region runs from base 513 to 1133 and encodes 206 amino acids. The transcript has a single exon. Gene Ontology annotation, molecular function: protein binding.